This is a messenger RNA of Pipra filicauda (Wire-tailed manakin), 1646 nucleotides long. It is a transcript of the gene STBD1, whose product is annotated as starch binding domain 1. Bases 94 to 1161 code for a protein of 355 amino acids. Gene Ontology annotation, cellular component: membrane. The transcript has 2 exons. Gene Ontology annotation, molecular function: starch binding; glycogen binding. Lineage: Eukaryota; Metazoa; Chordata; Aves; Passeriformes; Pipridae. The record is from RefSeq and is a predicted model, not a curated record.
CGGCGGCUCCUCCCCGGGGCCGGGGCGCCGUUUAAGGCGCUGCCCGAGGGGGGGCGGCCCCGGUCGGGGCCCCUCUCGCUGCAGUGCCCGGCCAUGGCCCGCGACCGCGGCCCGCCCGUGGUGCGGCCGCCCGGCCCCGCCGCGCUGCCCGCGGAGCCCCGCGGCUGGGGCUGGCUGGGCGCGGGGCUCUGGCCCGCGGGGCUCCUGCCCGCGCUGCUCGUGGGGCUGCUGGCCGCCGUCCUCGCCUGGUUCUGGUACGGCGGCAGCGACGGCAGAGGCGAGGAGGGCGGAGAGGCGGCGGCGGCCGGCGGAGAGGGGCCCCGGCGGGCGAGCGCAGAGCCGGCGGCCACAGGGGAUGCCGAGGCGAGCGCGGAGCCGGGGCGGCGGGAGGUCGCGGCUGCUGUGCCCGGCGCUCCGAAGGCAGGAAGGGAUCUGGCGGCUGGUCCGAGGGAAGAGAUCAACCACGUCCCGAGCGGGGGAGUUUCGGGUGAAGCUGUGGAGGUGGAGCGGCUGAUCCCGAAGCGGGACGCCACCGGCGCCAGGGAGCAUCCAGAUGAUACGGCCGGCAGCCAGGUAGGGGAACUGCGAGCUCAGGUGGGCCAGGCAAGUGACGGAUGGUGCGUGAUGAACUUGGCAGGAGCCUCUGAGGAUGACUGUAAGGACAGAAGUGAGGAGCAGCCGGGUCAGCCAGCUGAGAGUAGGGACUUGGACCACGAAGAGUGGGAAGUUGUUUCUGAGCACCUGGUCGAGGGGGGGGCCGGCAAGGAUGGCAGCAUGGAAGACUCCGACAGCAGGGAAUGGGAACAAGGAGACUGCUGCGAUGGGGACUCGAAAGCCAAGAGGGUUGCAGCCGUGCCCCCCAUGUUCCAGAACAUCCACAUGGCUUUCCGUGUGCACUACAUCACACACUCCGAGGCUCAGCUCAUCGGUGUCACCGGGGACCACGAGUGUCUUGGCCAGUGGCACAGCUAUGUUCCCCUCAAGUGUGACAAGGAUGGCUUCUGGUCCGAGUCCAUCAGUCUGCCUGCAGACACCAGACUGGAGUGGAAAUUUAUCUUGGUGGAGAACGGGAAGGUCAGACGCUGGGAAGAAUGCGGUAAUAGAACCCUAGUGACUGAACAUGAAGAUCAAAUUGUUCAUCAGUGGUGGGGAUACCAUUAACGGGAUGUUGGAAGCUGCUGAUCUAGUGGCAAACCUGCCUAGAUGAGUCACCGAGCCCCUAAACCUUAGGGGGGGCUCCCCUUCUUCAGUAGGAGACCCUCUCCAGUGCAGAGCUCUGGAAAUCCUGUAUGGAACCCAGCUAAACCAACCUGUGAGCAGCAGAUCUCUGCCGUCCCCUUUAGGAAAUCAUAUGGCAACCCGAAAAAUCAACUGCAAACACGUGCUGAAGAGAUACGAGGUAGGCUGAGAAGGCACGAGCAGCAUUCCAAGCACCUGCCUGUCCAGGUAAAUCUGGACCCCGGACUUGAGUUGGUGUUGCUUUGAGUGGGGCUAUGGGAUGCACGGUGGUACCGACGGCUUGGGCUUGGGAAGCGUGCUGGGAAGUGUGGUUACCAACACUGUAAUAGCAACCUAAGUGUUUUCAUUUAUGUACUGUAUUAAGUAAACAAUAAACACUUUCGGAUUGACAGCCUGUUACCAGCUGA